Vigna umbellata (rice bean) is the source of this 2554-nucleotide messenger RNA. NCBI's taxonomy places the organism in Eukaryota, Viridiplantae, Streptophyta, Magnoliopsida, Fabales, Fabaceae. The record is from RefSeq and is a predicted model, not a curated record.
AAAGUAGAAACCAAAUAUGUUUAGCUUGGUUUGCUUCCUACCUUCAUCUGUAUUUAAUCUGCCUCUAAAUGGAACAAAACCCUAAGGGUUCUUGUAAGAACCAAUCGCCGCUGGAUUGAUCUCUGUCACUGUUUUCUUUUUUUGAUCUCACUGCACCAUUUUCUCACUCCCUUCUCUCCCUUCUCCCCCUGUUUUUCCCACCUUCAUUUUAUUCUUCUGUAUAUAUUAUCCCUCAGAAAACAUGUCUUCCUAGGAAUUUCCUGUCUAUAAUUAUGGGAACUAAUUAUGGGAAACAUAGAGUGAAUUUUGCUGUCUUGUUUUGUGUUUGAUUCUUGGGUGGUUUUGUUUCAGCUUCAGAAAUCGCUUCGAUGAGGAAAGCUUGAUUUUUUUUUUUCUUCCAGUAACUGCCAGUUAUAUUUUUGUGAAGUUGUUAACAUGGGGCGUGGAGGUUUACGUUUUAUGGUGGAAAAGGUUGAGUUUUUGGGUUUGUCGGGUUAGGGUUUAAUUUCUGCUGGUGGGUAGUGAUAUGGUUUAACUGUAUGAGGUUGGUGAUUGGAGAGUGGUGAUCAAAUUGGGAUUUUGAAAAAUGCUGUCUGAAUUUGAAAGAAGACCGAUGAUUGGGAGUAACGAGGGUUCUUUUGGAGAUGAACUGGAGAAGGAGAUAGGGAUGUUGCUUCGUGAGCAACGCAGACAAGAGGCUGAUGAUCGUGAGAGAGAGCUUAAUAUCUUUAGGAGUGGAUCAGCGCCUCCAACUGUGGAGGGUUCUUUGAGUGCUGUUGGAGGGUUGUUUGGUGGUGGCGGUGGCGCUGCUGGUGCUAGUGGUGCCUUUUCUGAGUUUCAAGGGACUAGAGAUGUUAAUGGGAUUGUUUCUGAGGAAGAGCUUAGGUCUGAUCCAGCUUAUCUUACAUACUAUUACUCCAAUGUGAAUUUGAAUCCUAGGCUGCCACCUCCUUUGAUGUCAAAGGAGGAUUGGAGGUUUCAGCAGAGACUUAAAGGUGGAGCUUCAGUUCUUGGUGGAAUAGGAGAUAGAAGGAAAGUGAACAGGACUGAAGAAAAUGGUGGUAGGUCGAUGUUUUCUACCCCACCGGGUUUUAACAUGAGGAAACAAGAGAGUGAGGUGGACAAUGAAAAAACAAGAGGUACUGCCGAGUGGGGUGGUGACGGACUAAUUGGUUUGCCUGGACUAGGGCUGAGCAAACAAAAGAGCUUUGCAGAAAUUUUCCAGGAUGAUUUGGGGGGUAAUACCUCUGUCACGGGCCCUCCUUCUCGUCCAGCCAGCCGUAAUGCAUUUGAUGACAAUGAUAUCAUUAGUUCUGCUGAAGCAGAGUUGGCUCAUUUACGCCGUGAGUCUACGACCAUAGAUGCACCAAGGCCAGGAACGAAUGUGCAAGGAUCAUCUGCUUCCCAAAAUACUGGUCUGCCAGCUUCAUAUUCUUAUGCUGCUGCAGUGGGGUCUUCCUUGUCGAGAAGCACUACUCCUGAUCCACAGCAUGUUGCUAGGGCUCCCAGUCCCUGCAUCACACCUAUUGGUGGUGGCAGAGCCAUUGCUUCUGAUAAGAGAGGUGUUUCCAGUCCAGAUGGAUUUGAUGGUGUUUCAUCUGGAAUCAACGGGUCAUCAGAUCUUAUGGCAGCAUUGUCAGUGAUGAAUUUGUCAGCAGAUGACAUGUUAGAUGGUGAUAAUCAUUUGCCAUCGCAGGUUGAAUCAGAAGUUGAUAAUCACCGGAGAUAUCUUUUUGGUAGGCAAGGUGGUCAAGAUCAUGGAAAGCAACAUGCUUAUUUAAAUAAAUCUGAAUUAGCUCACUUGCAAAAUUCAAGUAAGAGCAGGAGCGGAUCUGAACCUAAAAAUACAUCCUUGGACAGGCAGGUUGAGCUACAAAAGUCUAAUAUUCCUUCUAAUAACUCAUAUUUCAAAGGAUCACCUACCUCCCAUUUUAGUAGAGGAGGUAGUUUACCUACUCAGUACCAGCCUUUAGAUGGUACAAAUUCGUCAUUUAGUAACUAUGGUAUGAGUGGAUAUGCUGGAAAUCCAGCAUUGGCAUCCUUGAUGACUAAUCAACUGGGCACUGGUAAUCUGCCUCCAUUGUUUGAAACGGUUGCUGCAGCAUCAGCAAUGGCAUCCCCUGGAAUGGACUCAAGAAUUCUUGGAAGUGGUUUGGCUUCUGGAGCUACUGCUCCAUCUGAUGUGCACAAUCUUGGUAGGAUGGGAAAUCAAAUUCCAGGCACUGCUCUCCAGGCCCCUUUUGUUGAUCCCAUGUAUCAUCAGUACCUGAGAACAUCUGAGUAUGCAGCACAACUUGGUGCUCUUAGUGACCCCUCUGUCGACAGGACCUACUUAGGUAAUUCAUACAUGAACUUACUUGAGCUUCAGAAAGCUUAUCUUGGGUCUAUUCUCUCACCUCAGAAAUCUCAAUACAAUGUACCACUGGGUGGUAAAUCAGGAAGCUCCACUCCUCAUGGUUAUUAUGGAAAUCCUGCAUAUGGUGUUGGGUUGUCUUAUCCAGGAAGUCCAAUGGCAAACUCUGUUGUNUUAUUUGUACAUGAAUUUAGUAUUUGA